CGCGGCAGUCGCUGUGAAUGAGCCUCGUGACGCCAUACGAACUAUUCCUCACUCUUCCUUUCCGUUGUCCUCCCGUGAGUGGAACAUGUCGCAUACUUCUGAACGACGAAAUGAUGAUCAAUGGCCAGGAGAUUCAAAAAAUGGCCCUAGUGAAAGUGAGCAACCCACGUACGAUGGGCCUCCGGGAAUGGACCCUGAUGGCAUCAUCGAGUCCAACUGGGACGUUGUUGUCGAAAAUUUUGAUGAAAUGAAUUUGAAAGAAGAACUAUUGCGUGGAAUAUAUGCUUAUGGUUUUGAAAAACCGUCGGCAAUUCAACAACGUGCCAUUUUACCAUGCAUAAGGGGACUCGAUGUCAUUGCUCAGGCCCAAUCUGGUACUGGCAAAACUGCGACAUUCUCGAUAUCGAUUCUUCAACAAAUUGACACUAGUAUUAAAGAAUGCCAGGCUUUGAUCCUCGCACCAACUCGUGAGUUAGCCCAACAAAUCCAAAAGGUCGUUAUCGCGCUAGGCGAUUUUAUGCAUGCUGAAUGCCACGCGUGUAUUGGUGGUACGAAUGUACGCGAAGAUAUGCGUAAAUUAGACCAGGGUGUCCACGUGGUAGUUGGCACACCCGGCAGAGUUUACGAUAUGAUCAGUCGAAGAGCGCUACGCGCAAGCAGCAUCAAACUGUUUGUCCUGGAUGAAGCCGAUGAGAUGCUGUCGCGAGGAUUCAAAGAUCAAAUCCACGAUGUUUUCAAACUAUUGCCCAAUGAAGUGCAGGUUAUUCUAUUAUCUGCCACAAUGCCGUCAGAUGUUUUGGAUGUAUCCAAAUGCUUUAUGAGAAAUCCCAUUCGUAUUUUGGUUAAGAAAGAGGAGCUGACACUUGAAGGAAUUAAACAGUUUUUCGUUUACGUUGAACGUGAAGAUUGGAAGUUGGAGACUCUUUGCGACCUGUACGAUACUCUGAGUAUCACUCAGGCUGUUAUCUUCUGCAAUACGCGCCGCAAAGUAGAUUGGUUAACGGAGAGUAUGCACAAACGUGACUUUACCGUCUCUGCUAUGCAUGGCGACAUGGAACAGAAGGAACGUGAUCUCAUUAUGAGGCAGUUCCGCACUGGCUCAUCCAGAGUUUUGAUCACCACCGAUCUCCUGGCGCGUGGUAUAGAUGUGCAGCAAGUGUCGUUGGUCAUUAAUUAUGACUUACCUUCGAAUCGUGAAAAUUACAUUCACAGAAUUGGUCGUGGUGGUCGUUUUGGUCGUAAAGGUGUGGCCAUUAACUUCGUGACAGAAGAGGAUAAGAGAACUUUAAAAGACAUUGAACAAUUCUACAACACUCACAUCGAUGAGAUGCCAAUGAAUGUCGCUGAUUUGAUCUAAGCCUCAAUUUUAUUGGCUAUAAUUCAUUAUAAUAAAAAAAAUAAUAAAAAGCAGUUUUGGGCAGUCCAGACGUGGGCGAGAUAUUUUUGGAAAUAAAGACCAGAUUUCCUGAUUCAAAAUAGAAGUUUUGUAAAUCGAUUACCUCUCUAAACUCCUGCUUCUCAUGGGCUCUGACACUAUAUGUAUUUUCUUUACCUUUUUUUUAUAUUUUUACACUUUUUAUUAAUAAUUGGCUUGGAAAUAUUAUUCGUUAGAUUUAUCAAUGUGAGAAAUUUUCUGUAAACAUUCUUUAUUAUCAUCAUUUGCAAGUUUUCGUGCACGAAACUUAUCAAUAUCAGAUGAAAUAAAAAAAAAAUAUAUAUAUAUAUAUUGUGAGAACUUUUGUAUCGUGUCUUUAUGAUUAAAAAUAUUACGAUACGUA
Dinoponera quadriceps is the source of this 1778-nucleotide messenger RNA. It is a transcript of the gene eIF4A, whose product is annotated as eukaryotic initiation factor 4A-I. Gene Ontology annotation, molecular function: RNA helicase activity; RNA binding; ATP binding. The record is from RefSeq and is a predicted model, not a curated record. The coding region runs from base 86 to 1357 and encodes 423 amino acids. The transcript is spliced from 8 exons. Lineage: Eukaryota; Metazoa; Arthropoda; Insecta; Hymenoptera; Formicidae.